Molecule: messenger RNA, 3228 nt
Organism: Daphnia pulex (common water flea)
Lineage: Eukaryota; Metazoa; Arthropoda; Branchiopoda; Diplostraca; Daphniidae
Exons: 14
Coding region: 377-3073 (898 amino acids)
Biological process (GO): negative regulation of inflammatory response
Molecular function (GO): protein binding
Source: RefSeq, a predicted model, not a curated record
AUUCACAUGUUUCGCCAAUAUUUAACAGCAGCAGUGCUAUAUAGUCCUCACAUACAGGCAACUGGCAAAAUUGAGUGCACAUUAGAAAUAAUAUUUUUUUUUUCCUUAUUUUCUGCUCUCUGAUGUGAUUAAAGCCGAAUGAUGUUGAAAGAUGAGUAGCUACAGUUUGUUGAAAACAUGAUUGGCUAGCUGUAACUUGAGUGAUGGUGAUAAAAAAUUACACGCUAUCUUCUGCUUCUUGUAUUUAGAAAAUGAAGAACAGUUGCAAAUCAACCUUGUGUCCAGCAAGAACUUAAAACUUCAAGAAGAAACAAUAAUCGAAAUUUUUUGGCAAUUUCGUAUUUCUUAUUAGGCAGAAGAAAUUUAUUCAGCAGUCAUGAAGUUGCAAUUCAUAAUCGUUAAUUUAGUAGUAGUGCUCACUAGAUCAGCCAAUAUCCAGCCAGAAAAUCAGGACGUCAUUUGCAUCACGCCAGAAUGCCGGCAACUGCCACAGAACCGAAUGGAAACCAUUGAAAUGGCUAUUCGAACUAUCGUCACAGCUCUUUCGAGUCAAACAAGCGAUUUGUUUGCUCCAAUCAAGGCAAUAUUGGAAAAGGAUCUGGCAGUCAGAUCCAUUCUUUCAGCAACACCAAUUCGUCAAAACACUACUACUUUCUCAUCAGCUUCAAGGGCUGGUGGGAUUAAGAAUACGGAGAAUACGCUUGGGAGUAGACCUAAUCCCUCUUCUGCGCAAAUAACAAAAGGGUACUACUCGGAAAGCCUUCAACAAGGAAAGAACAUGGUCGACCAACUCAAAGGAGUAGUCAAGUGUUCUUUAGCUCAUUUGGUCGACAUCAGUACCAUUGAUUUUGAAUCAAAUCCCAGCAAUAAUUCGUUCGUAAUCUCUGCUUCCAUUACUAGCAAUGAUUCUCUUGAAAUCAUGUGGCCCGCGCUCUCAUCGGAAUGUCUGAAAUAUAGUUCUGGUGUUUGGAUUCGAUUGUAUCAACUCGGUUACGAAUUAAAGUCGCCAGUUGAGACUUCCUUGGCUGUACCACACAAGUGCAUAAAAAAGAAAUCGCAAAAUACGUAUUCUCUUGUCCUGUCCCCACCGUCUUCAAAUGCAAAGAAAGAUACUUGUUUCUUUUCUUUGGCCAAAAAUCUCACCCAGUGUCGCUCGUACGCCGUCGAAGUUAUUCCAAAUUUUCAGACGCUUCGAGGAAAAACUUUGCGCACGACAAUUGUCAUUCCACCUAAGCAAAGUGACGAUUCCAAAUCACUGAUGAAUGUUUUGGUACAUCCAAAUUCAUUGAAGCUCAAUUGGAAGGAUAACUCUGGCUGCGCUCCCCAAAUGACUUCUUUAAACUUACAAAUAUUGCAGGAUGGAUCUGCAGACGUUGAAAGGUCAAAUAGUACUGUCAGGAUACCACGGAGUUGUCUGAAGCAGGAUGCUAAUGAAGAAAACACAUUCUCUGUGGUAUUGCCAUUUAAUUCGCAGACAUGCCCAAUAGAAUGGAAGCCGCUGGACAGGUGUCGCAAAUACACAUUUGAUAUGAGCUCUCAGUACACGGAAACUUGGAAUGGCCCUACGAUUUCAGCAAAUGUAUUUACAAGAGGAAACGAAGCCAAUUUUUCGUUUGAAUCAAAUUCAUAUAAUUCUUGGUUGUGUCCAAAAAAACAUUUUAUUUGCAACCAUGGUUGUGCAUCGUCGGAGCAUGGUAGGAUUGCAGCUUAUGUGUGUAAUGGAGAAAAUAACUGUAUCGCCGGCCGGGACGAAAAUUAUUGUGAUCAGAAUAUUUGUAAAGAAGGAUUUAAAUGUGGGCGGCAGUGUAUACCAAAAGAACUAGUUUGCAAUGGCCAACACGAUUGUGUAGAUGGCUCAGAUGAGGAAUAUAGCAGUUGCACUUACUCUAACGUAUGCCAGCAUUUCACGAAUUUCAGUGGUAGUUUUUCUUCAAUAACUUUCCCUAAACCCGCAAACGAAAUCCACUCAGAGAGAGAUUUUGAUGCUGCUCGGAAAAAUUCAGUUUUAAUAUCCGUACAACCCAAUCAUCAAAUUUGGCUGGCAUUUGAGAAAUGUGUCACUUUUGAAAAUCAGCAUUUCGUCAAUAUUUACGACGGUCCUUACUCAACCAGCCCUCUUUUGUUAUCGUACAGUGGGUCAGUUAAGCCAUUCUCUGUGCGAUCCUCAUCCAAUGACAUGUACGUGGAAUUCCCAUCUUACUACUACCCCAAUUAUGGAAUUACAGCUUUUUACACCAGUAUGAACAGCACAAAUGAAUCAUUUGUUCCAGACUGUGGUGGUUAUAUUAACGGCGAAGGGAUCAUUUCAACUCCAAAUUAUUUGCUCAACACCAAUAUUUCUGACUGCUAUUGGUUCAUCGAUGCAAGGCAGAACGAAGAUACCAUCCUGCUAACAAUGAGUAACUCUGCGCUUCUCUCGUCGUCUCAAGAACUUGGCGCUGCGUCAAGAAGUGAACUGUCCAGUGACGACGAUUAUGCAAACAAUUAUUAUGACCAUCAAAUAACGACAACAUCCUCAACUACUAUGUUGCCUCCACGAAAUGAUCCACCGCCCAGCAUAUUCGUAUACGAUGGGUGGAGCUCGUCGGGCACUGUGCUGUAUGAUAGCGAAACGUUUAAUCAACAGUGGGGGAAAAAUAUUUACUCGAUCUCCAACAAGAUGAUGGUUCGUUCUAAGGCACCAGUUGUUCGAAGUAACUUCGUAUCUUCUUUGAAGGUUUCCAAAAUUUCUACACCGCAGUGCAACCACAAAUUUGAAGAACCCAAUGGAAUAAUAAAAAGUCCAAACUAUCCACUGCUUUAUCCAAACGUAACCGACUGUCGCUGGAGCAUCGAAGUAGACCCAAGCUCAAAAGUCCGGUUACUUUUUGCAUUCUUUGAAACUCAAGAGGGAGCGGAUUUCCUUUAUGUGUACGAUGGGCCGACUGUAUAUUCAAAUCUGUUGUUUGAAAAAUCAGGAUCGGUCAAAACCCCUUUCCAAGUCGAUUCUACAACCAACAAAAUAUUGAUUCGAUUUACAUCAGACGGCGAAAUUUCUUUUCCGGGUUUUUUGAAUGUCUAUUCGUCCGUCUGAGUUUUGACUUUGUUGAGAAAUGAAUCCAAUUGUUGAUGGUUAAUAAUUGGAUAAUGAGUUGGUUUCGUCCUUUGAACCUUUGGGACUGCCAUAAUGAUCGUACCUGUAGUGUAUAUUCUUGUUUAAUCCGGAAUAUAAGAAAAUAUUGGUUUCAA